CCAGCAUCACAAACUUUUCAAAUUUAGGUGCUUUAGUACCUUACUGCUAGUGACAUUCCGGUAUUCGUCUGUAGUGGUUGUAGCAAGGUUUUUAUAAGUGAGGAACAGGACCGGACUCACUAUGUGGCGAAUAAUAAUGACGAGUUUAUUGUACGUUUUUAUGGUGGAGGGACGGCCGAUGGAGCCCCUGGAAGGGCCCCUGUGGCAGGACCUGUCCAUUUCUAUGCCGGAAAUCGCCCUCAGAAGACGUCCGGAUGCACACAGCCAACGAAACGUGAUAUACAAUCCAGACGCCGACUACGACCUCCUCCCUCCCCAGCUCGCCGACAAACGCGCCAUUACAAUGUUCUCCCGUUGGAGUCCCAUCAGCUCCAUCGGCAAGCAAAGAACUCCAAUUCGCAGCAACCCUAACACGUUUUCGUCCCAACCCCGAGAUCGACAGCAUGGCCAACCACUACGAUGGGGUUAAACGGAGCGUCGCGACGCUUUCCGCCGCCAUUACGACAGACAUUCACUUUUUUCAUCAUCGUCAACCAAAAAAAAAAAAAAAAAUCAGGCCUACGUCAGCCAACUUCACGCCCAUCAACGGCUCUACUUUCCCUACAGUGUGUCUCAAAUAAUGGCGGGAAUAACGUCAUUUCACACAAAGACUGCGGUGAUUCGAUUUUCAUUUGUCCUUGAGUUGAUUGUCAAAAAUUGUGCAAUAAUGUAUAUGCAUGUGUUUUGCGUUAUUGGGUGUUUUGUGUUUAUUGCUAUGUACUGUUAUGUCAAACGUUAAAUAGAGAAUUUCAAAAAAGCGA
Tribolium castaneum (red flour beetle) is the source of this 800-nucleotide messenger RNA. RefSeq lists its product as uncharacterized. NCBI's taxonomy places the organism in Eukaryota, Metazoa, Arthropoda, Insecta, Coleoptera, Tenebrionidae. The record is from RefSeq and is a predicted model, not a curated record. Bases 122 to 469 code for a protein of 115 amino acids. The transcript is spliced from 3 exons.